This is a messenger RNA of Chelmon rostratus (copperband butterflyfish), 1592 nucleotides long. RefSeq names its product 5-phosphohydroxy-L-lysine phospho-lyase (gene phykpl). Gene Ontology annotation, molecular function: pyridoxal phosphate binding; transaminase activity. Gene Ontology annotation, cellular component: mitochondrion. NCBI's taxonomy places the organism in Eukaryota, Metazoa, Chordata, Actinopteri, Chaetodontiformes, Chaetodontidae. The coding region runs from base 6 to 1406 and encodes 466 amino acids. The record is from RefSeq and is a predicted model, not a curated record. The transcript has 13 exons.
AUGAGAUGCACCCAGUGUUUGGCGCACGUAAUACAGAAAUCGAACUCAACGUGAAAAUGGCACUGCACAAACUCAGCAAGGAAGAAACUCUCGCGAUGAGGAUGAGAUUAAUCGGGCAAUCAUGUCGACUCUUUUACUCAGGCGACCCUGUGAAAAUAGUAAGAGCAAGAGGACAAUAUCUGUUCGAUGAAAAUGGUGAGCGCUAUCUGGACUGCAUCAGUAACGUUCAUCAUGUUGGCCAUUGUCACCCCAGCAUUACAAAGGCUGCAGCAGCACAGAUGGACCUCCUGAACACAAAUUCACGGUUCCUGCACGACAACAUAGUCCUGUACGCAGACCGCCUGGCUGCCACCCUGCCUGAGAAACUGAGUGUCUUCUACUUUGUUAACUCUGGAUCAGAGGCCAAUGAUCUUGCUCUGCGCUUGGCACAGCAAUACACCCAGCACCAGGAUGUCAUUGUGCUCGACCAUGCAUACCAUGGACAUCUAAUGUCCCUCAUCGACAUUAGUCCUUACAAGUUCCGGAAACUGGCGGGACAAAAAGAAUGGGUUCAUGUGGCACCCUUGCCGGACGUCUACAGAGGCAUAUACAGAGAGAAUCAUCCUGACCCGGGACAAGCAUAUGCAGAUACAGUAAAAGACCUUAUAGAGGAGGUGCACAGGAAAGGUCGUAAGAUCUCUGCCUUCUUUGCUGAAUCAUUGCCAAGUGUUGGAGGGCAAAUCAUCUUGCCCACAGGGUACUCAGCUAAAGUUGCAGAAUACGUGCGCUCAGCCGGUGGAGUGUUUGUGGCAGAUGAGGUGCAGACAGGCUUUGGACGUAUGGGGAGUCACUUCUGGGCUUUCCAGCUGCAAGGGGAGGGUUUCUGUCCCGACAUAGUGACCAUGGGCAAACCGAUGGGCAAUGGGCAUCCGCUGGCAUGUGUGGCCACCACUGUAGAGAUAGCCGGAGCUUUCACAGCCAACGGUGUGGAGUACUUCAACACGUUUGGAGGGAACCCAGUGUCCUGUGCAAUAGGCCUGGCAGUUCUGGAUGUGAUAGAGAAAGAAGACCUCAGAGGAAACGCCACAAGGGUAGGAGGGCAUCUUAAAGAUUUGCUCACGAAGCUACAAACACGACAUCAACUCAUUGGCGAUGUCAGAGGUGCAGGGCUGUUUGUGGGCCUUGAACUGGUUACAGACAGGGAGAAGAGGAGUCCUGCCACAGAAACAGCAGCACUGGUGGUGAAGAGGUUGAAAGAGGAGGAUAAAAUCUGUGUCAGUACAGAUGGCCCCUGGGAAAACAUCUUGAAGUUCAAACCGCCUAUGUGCUUCAGUAUCGAGGACGCAGAAGUGGUGGUACAAUGUAUUGACCGCAUCCUCACAGACAUUGAAGCCAGUGGAAUUAAACUGGAAAAGGAAGACAUCUAAGGUAUCACGCAAGUGGAACGAGGAGAUGCAGUCACCUCACUGAUGAAACCACGACAACUGGUUAACAUAUUUAAAGCAAUGCAAGCUACAGCGUGUCAUUCGAACUGGGAGAUGGACAGUAUACAUGAUAAAGCUAAAGCUGCUUACACUUUUUUUUAAAUGAAUAAAGUUAACACUUUAAAAUCC